AUGGUCAGACUUUGGAACAUCGUUGCUCUUGGACUCGCUGCUCUAGCGACAGCGUCGCCGCUCUCUUCGGAUGUGCCUGUUGUGGACAGCCGUUCUGAUUCACCCAAAGAGUCUGUCAAGGGCAACUGUUCACCAGCCUGUGGCAAGUAUAACUUUGUCUUCACCGGUUUACCAUGGAAUCACCCGGCAGUUGCAGCAAGCGGGUUUACACCCCAGCAAGUAGAAGCCGGUAUCCGAGCAGAUAUGGCAGCCAUCGUGAAGGCUGGUUAUAACAUCAAGGCUGUCCUUCUUGGGCCCGAGGACGGACUGGACUUCGUCUCCAGUGAGUUGAAGGGGACGAACUGGAGAGGAGUUGGUGUUGGUUUUGGCAUCCGAGGAAACCCCUCCCCUGUCAUCACACGCCGUCUGAUGGAUAUCAUUCAACUGUACCGAGAUGAAGAGCCUCGUUCUCGUAUUCUCUUCAAUUACUCGCCUGUAACAUCACUUUGGGCCAUCCAGCAGUACUUUCCACUUCCGACCAACUGCACCGAUUCUCCUGGCAAAAACCUGGCAAGUGCUUAUCUUCUGUGA
This is a messenger RNA of Colletotrichum karsti, 570 nucleotides long. RefSeq lists its product as uncharacterized. Bases 1 to 570 code for a protein of 189 amino acids. NCBI's taxonomy places the organism in Eukaryota, Fungi, Ascomycota, Sordariomycetes, Glomerellales, Glomerellaceae. The transcript has 4 exons. The record is from RefSeq and is a predicted model, not a curated record.